GCUGCUCUGCUCUCCCCACCGGGCUCAGACUACUGGGAAACCUCGCUCCGUGCUAGCCUCGCCGGAGGACUUGUCGGGCGCGUAACAUGGCUGAGCGCUCCGCCAUCCCUCGCGCCUGGUCUCGGCUGCUGGUCUUACUGUCCUUGGCUUCGCUCUGGAGCUGCCUGCGGGCGCGCUUCGCAGCUGAGGCAGACCUCAAAGACCCGGAGGCAGAGGCGGAGGUGGUGGUUUUCCCAGAAUCGCCCUUGCAGAAACCCACGGUGUUCGUGACCAUCCUGGCCCGCAAUGCUGCGCACACGCUGCCCCAUUUCUUGGGCUGCUUGGAGCGGCUGGACUAUCCCAAGGAUAGGAUGGCCAUCUGGGCAGCCACAGAUCACAACAUUGACAAUACAACAGAGAUCCUCAGAGAGUGGUUGAAGAAUGUGCAGAAAUUAUACCACUAUGUAGAAUGGAGACCUAUGGAUGACCCUCAGUUUUAUCCCGAUGAAAUUGGACCAAAGCACUGGCCAGGCUCCCGGUUUACCCAUGUGAUGAAACUUCGGCAGGCUGCCCUUCGAACUGCGAGGGAAAAAUGGUCAGACUACAUCCUGUUUAUAGAUGUCGACAAUUUCCUGACUAAUCCACAGACCCUCAGUCUUAUGAUCUCUGAAAACAAGACUAUCGUGGCCCCGAUGUUGGAAUCUCGAAGCCUCUACUCUAAUUUCUGGUGUGGAAUCACACCUCAGGGCUACUAUAAACGGACCCCAGACUACCUUCAGAUUAGGGAAUGGAAGAGGAGAGGAUGCUUUCCUGUCCCCAUGGUUCACUCCACCUUCCUCAUUGACCUCAGGAAAGACGCCUCACACAAGCUGAUGUUUUUUCCUCCGCACCAAGAUUAUUCCUGGACUUUUGAUGACAUCAUUGUCUUUGCCUUCUCCAGUAGGCAAGCAGGUAUUCAGAUGUAUCUCUGCAAUAGAGAACACUAUGGUUACCUUCCCAUCCCACUGAAGCCACACCAGACACUGGAAGAGGACAUGGAGAACCUCAUUCAUGUGCAAAUAGAAGCGAUGAUUGACCGUCCUCCAAUUGAACCUUCCCAGUAUGUCUCAGUUGCUCCCAAAUACCCAGACAAGAUGGGAUUUGAUGAGAUUUUCAUGAUAAACCUCAAACGGCGGAAGGACAGACGGGACCGAAUGUUGCGCACGCUUUAUGAACAAGAGAUCGAGGUCAAAAUUGUAGAGGCUGUGGAUGGCAAGGCCCUGAAUACAAGUCAGCUGAAAGCUCUGAAUAUCGACAUGUUACCUGGGUACAAGGAUCCCUAUUCUUCCAGGCCACUGACAAGGGGUGAAAUUGGCUGUUUUCUUAGCCACUAUUCUAUCUGGAAGGAGGUAAUUGACCGAGAAUUGGAGAAGACUCUUGUUAUUGAGGACGAUGUGCGAUUUGAACAUCAGUUUAAGAAGAAACUUGUGAAGUUGAUGGAUGACAUUGAUCGCGUGCAGCUAGACUGGGAAUUGAUUUACAUUGGUCGGAAGAGAAUGCAGGUCCAAGAACCAGAGAAGGCAGUGCCCAAUGUCAUGAAUCUGGUCGAGGCUGAUUACUCCUACUGGACCCUGGGCUAUGUCAUCUCCUUGGAAGGUGCUCAGAAGCUUGUUGGAGCUGACCCCUUUGGGAAAAUGCUGCCAGUAGAUGAAUUCCUGCCAGUCAUGUACAACAAACAUCCUGUAGCCAAAUACAUGGAGUACUAUGAGCCCAGGGAUCUGAAGGCUUUCUCAGCUGAACCCUUACUCAUCUAUCCCACCCAUUACACGGGGCAGCCUGGUUACCUGAGUGAUACAGAGACAUCCACCAUCUGGGACAAUGAAACUGUGUCCACCGACUGGGACAGGAAGCACUCUUGGAAGUCUCGGAAGCAGGCACAUAUCCAUAGCAACGCCCAGAACACAGAUGCUUUGCCCCCCACCACUUCUCUAGACACAGCACCCUCAAGGGACGAGUUAUGAUGGGCCUCCUGGUUCUGCCUACAACUGGACCUGCCUCUGGCUUUUUGUUCAUCUUUAGAGAUAAUCCUCCAGUUACCUUUUUUUAUUUCAUUGUCAUUCUCAGAAGAUCAAGUUGAUUUGACUCAUCUGAUUGAAAGUAGUAAAUUAUUAGACAGGAAAGCCAAUGAAGGUAAUUUAAGUAGAAGGCUCUAGGAAGAUGGAAAGAUAGGCUUCUUUUUUUAACAUUAAGAUAUCUUUCAGUUUGGUUUGGUCAGACACUUUGGGUCAUCACCUUUGUGAAGUGGCUGCUCACACGAAGGCCAGGACCUGUAGCUGAGUGAUCUGGACGGCUAUGGGCUAAUCACCAGGCUAUCAGAGGACCUAGGAAUGAGCUGUUCAGACAAAAGCAACAAUUGUCCCAGUCGUUUUGUGGUUAUGGGUGUGCAUCACUUUCUGCAAGCUGUGUUGAUGAAAACUACAUGUAGGUCAAACUUUGGUUUUAGUUUAAUUAUCUCCUAAAUGCACUCGUGAGACUUUUUUAGGGUCAUCCUACUCUGCCUUCUUUUGGAGAACAAAGGGUACUUUUGCAGAGUGAUUAUUUUUCUUUUAUGUGACUCUAAAUUGUCAUGAAUCAUUUUUGUAAAAGUGAGGUACACCGGGGCAGCUAGGUGGCGCAGUGCAUAGAGCACCGGCCCUGGAGUCAGGAGGACCUGAGUUCAAAUCCAGCCUCAGACACUUAACACUUACUAGCUGUGUGACCCUGGGCAAGUCAUUUAACCCCAACUGCCUCGCCAAAAAGAAAAAAAAAGUGAGGUACACCAACAUUUUGGUCCUCUUGAUAUACUAGCUCAGUAGAAUUAGUGUUUUUAUGCUUUUUAUUACUGGCUUGGCAUUUGACCAUCAUGAUAUUCCAAAAUCCUGAGGUGACUGUUACCAACAAUCGUCCCAAGUCCCAAGAUAUCUUCUAUAAGUUUUCUGAGUGAGUUUACAUCAGUACUUUUAGGAGUAUUUUUUAAAAGCUCUACCUUUACUAUUUUCCCUAAGAUUACUGCAGUUAGGAUGCUACAUUUAAAAUGAUACAUUUAAAAUAAGGGAUUAUUAUGAUUCCUAUCCAGAGGUUUCCUGGCACUACUGCAAUAUUCCCAUUCUCCUCUCCACCAUCUGUAUCAUAAAAGAAACUUUAGAAAAGUUUAGAAAGUUUAGAAAAAGUCAGAGACAGAGAUAGACAGAGAGUGAAAGAGGGAGGCAGAGACAGAGAGAAAAAGAAGAGAGAGAGAGGGAAAGAA
Messenger RNA from Dromiciops gliroides (monito del monte), 3244 nucleotides. RefSeq names its product collagen beta(1-O)galactosyltransferase 2 (gene COLGALT2). The record is from RefSeq and is a predicted model, not a curated record. The transcript is spliced from 12 exons. Lineage: Eukaryota; Metazoa; Chordata; Mammalia; Microbiotheria; Microbiotheriidae. The coding region runs from base 87 to 1979 and encodes 630 amino acids. Gene Ontology annotation, molecular function: procollagen galactosyltransferase activity.